AAAAGGUACCUCCCGAAUUUAGAAAGCCGUAACCCUAUUUUCCACCGCAAAACGCUCGCCGCUUCGCCAUAAGGAUCAUAGCUUCACUUCGGUGCCCUAAUUUCGAAGGAUCGGAACCAAAUUUCUGAUUCAGUAACCGCUCUUCAAUGGGAUCCAAGCGAUCUGACUUUGGUGACGGCGCCAGUCCUGGGAAGAUAUUUAUUGGAGGUUUAGCGAGAGAUACUACUAUAGACACUUUUGUCAAGUACUUCGGGAAGUAUGGAGAGAUUACGGACUCGGUUAUCAUGAAAGAUCGACAAACUGGUCGACCGAGGGGUUUUGGGUUCAUCACAUAUGCAGAUCCUUCCGUCGUUGACACUGUAAUUGCUGAGACACAUGUCAUAAAUGGAAAACAGGUGGAAAUCAAGAGAACCAUUCCCAAAGGCUCUGGUGAUUCUAGGGAUUAUAAAACAAAAAAGAUAUUUGUUGGUGGGAUCCCCACAUCAGUUACAGAAGAUGAGCUUAAAGAUUUAUUCUCAAAACAUGGAACAAUAGUUGAGCAUGAGAUUAUCCGAGAUCAUGUGACAAAACGUUCACGAGGGUUUGGAUUUAUUGUAUUUGAUAGUGAACAAACCGUUGAUGAAAUUCUUGUCAAUGGAAAUAUGAUUGAUAUGAAUGGCACACAGGUUGAGAUCAAGAAGGCUGAACCAAAGAAACCCUCAAACCCUGCACCUAAUUCAUACACUAGGGAACCUAGGGGACGUGGAUACACCGAUAGUUUUGAUGGUUAUGAUGAUUCUUAUGGUGGCUAUGGUGGUGUAGGCGGUGGUGGUGGUGGUGGUUAUGGUCCACCUUCUUAUAGGUCUUACGGUGCACUUCCAACUAGGUAUGCUGACUAUGGGUCAUAUGGACCUGGUGCAAGUGAAUUUGGUAGUCGUUAUGGUGAAUUUGGCGGUGAUUAUGGUGGUUAUAGAGGCGGAGGUGGUGGUGGUGGUGAGCCGCCACUCGGUUACUCUAGUCGGUUUAGUUCAUUCAGUGGUGGAGGGUUUGGCGGUGGAUAUGGUGGUGGGUUAGGUGGGUAUGGUCGUGGUGGUGGUGGUGGUGGUGGUGGAGGGUAUGGGGGGUAUGGUGGGGGGUCAGGGGGUAGUGGUGGUAGUUAUGAGUCAGGUGCAGGUUCAGGUUAUGGUGGUGCAGGUGGGCCAUAUGGUGGUAGGGCAGGUUAUAGUGGUGGUGGCAGUCGUUACCACCCUUAUGGUGGCAGGUAGACACCACCAUAUCUUUAGCUUCACUUGGAUGUCAUAUCAUAUCACUCAACUUUUGGUUCAGAGUUGAAUAGACAUUAAUACCCUUUACAGCAACAAGACACUAGAAGAUCAGCAUUAGAGAACCAGAGUUGGAUUUGCAUUUAGUUAAUAGAUAGAAAAAAAGGCAGAAUUUGUGUGUGUACUUUUUUGUAAGAGAUUAUCGUUCUUAGAUAUGAUGUAUGUUUUAAGGACACACUUUGUAGGGCAUACAUACAUAACACAUACUAUCAUCAUCAUCAUGGAAGACAUCUCCAAGCCUAGGCCUUGCCUUUUUUUCAUUAAGUGUUGUUUGGAUAAAUGAUUUAUAUAAACAACACUUGGGGAGAUGGAAAGCAAAAUUAAGGGCAAUUUAGUCUUUUUCUUCCUGGGUUCUUUAUUAAGAAGUUAAUUUUUCAUUAAGACAUUAAGUUAUAAAGAAACAUCCUGUAUAUAGCCCCUAUAAGAUUAAGUGUUGUUCAUAUUAUGUCCAUUAAGUCACAAGGAAUCUAUGUAUAGCUUAUUGGAUUAAGUUGGGUCCUUAUUAAGUUAAUUAAGUUAAAAAGUAACAACAUAUAUUGGUAAGUACAACAUGCUUUACACCCUAAACCAAAUUAUUCUGCUUUUGUUUUGUUUUGCUUUUCUAUAGUUUUAUAAGAAAUGUCGUAAAUGAGUAGUUAACUAUUUGUUUUAUUUCUGCUGGACACUAUUGUUUUUAAAAAUUACUAUUUCAAGGUGAGCAACUUGAAAGCUUUGUUCAUUAAAUAUUAUAUUAUUUGAAUGGUAUUUUGUGAAUAAAAACGUUCUUAGUGGCUUACCAUAGUACAUUUACAAUGUUUUUUUUUUUGUUAAAAAAGUUGUUUGUUACCUGUUUAUGACUUUAAACUGACAUGCACUUGCCACCUGUGAAAUGUGGACGAAGAAUUGACAUUUUCAAGGAAGGCGAUCGGAUCCUUUGUGGCUAGUUGGUGACUAAAUGUAUUGUUAUUGAUGAUAAAAUGUACCAUUUUCUUCUUAAUUUUAUUGUAUGUGUAAGUGGAAAACAAAUUCAAUGAGAUUUUAUUGUCCGACAUUAUUAAUCAAUUUGUGUAUAAUGAAAGUUGAAUACUAAUUGAAUAACACAAAUCUAUUUCUUUUCU
Lactuca virosa is the source of this 2398-nucleotide messenger RNA. The record is from the annotation of a GenBank genome assembly. Lineage: Eukaryota; Viridiplantae; Streptophyta; Magnoliopsida; Asterales; Asteraceae.